Molecule: messenger RNA, 300 nt
Organism: Ogataea philodendri
Lineage: Eukaryota; Fungi; Ascomycota; Pichiomycetes; Pichiales; Pichiaceae
Exons: 2
Coding region: 1-300 (99 amino acids)
Source: RefSeq, a predicted model, not a curated record
AUGUUUUCUGCUGGAAAACACAUUUUUGGUAUUGAACAGCGUCUUCACAACCAGCAUCGAAAUCUCAAGUUUGUGCAAAUUCCCUGUAUCGUCUCGAGAAGAAACAACUUCAUAGAUAAUUUCCAUGCACUAGUGUUCAGAGAGUCGCUUCUUGGAAUGUUCAAAAGCUCCAGAAAUGUGCCCAGUCGCUUAAAUAAGUCUAUGAGCUUGGUUACCAUUGCCACAAUAUCAUUCAAAGAGACCGGUUGCACAGAAUUGAGAACAAUAGUGGCUUCCCUGAAUAGAUCAGUGGCCUCAUGA